CUGCCUGUGUGGACAGUCUCUCCACUCCUUCAUCCGCCUGUCCUGUGCCUCCCAUUCAGGACAAUGCUAAGGGUAAUUGUUUAGAGAAGGACGGCAUGAACCAUAUGGUGAACAAAACUCGAGGCAUCAUCACUUUGUACAGACACCAAAAAGCAGCGUUCGCCAUCACCAGUAAAAGAGGCCCUGUCCCAAAGGCCCCAAAACCCCAAAGCACUGAGCUCCCUCCUGGAAGCACCAUCAACACGGACAAUGACGAGAGCAGGAAACCCUUUCUGAUUCAGAGGAGAGGAGCUGAGUUUUCCCUGACGACCAUCUCAAAGCACUUUGGGGCUGAUCUGACCAAGGCUUUGCCAUAUCUUUGGGAGAACACAGUCGGACCUCUGAGGAGCGUCGUCGAUGACAACCACCAGAUCAAUAGAAAUGUUCAGUUGGAAAGAGGAGAUGCUGCUGCUCAAGAACUGGUCAACUCUCUGCAAGUGUUAGAAGUUAUGGCUCCAGCAAUGUCCACAGAACUCAAACCUUUGCUCCUGGAGCAGCUGGCGCACCUGUUCACCUGUCUGCAGCACCCAUACACAGCGGUCAGACACAUGGCAGCACGCUGUGUGGGUGUCCUCUGUAAGAUCUCCAUGUUAGAGACCAUGAACAGUUUCCUGGAAAGAGUCCUGCCCUGGCUCGCAGCCAUCGACGACUGCACAAAGCAAGAGGGCGCUAUUGAGGCGCUAGCCUGUGUGAUGGAGCAGUUGGAUGUAGACAUAGUACCAUACAUUGUGCUCCUGGUUGUCCCGGUGCUUGGACGAAUGAGUGACCCCACAGACAGCAUACGUUUCAUGGCCACUCAGUGCUUCGCCACCCUCAUACGACUACUGCCCCUGGAGGCAGGUAUACCAGACCCUCCCACCAUGUCUGCCGACCUCAUCCAACAGAAAGCCCGAGAGAGACACUUUCUGGAGCAGCUUCUCGACGGGAGAAAACUGGAAAACUACAAGAUCCCGGUUCCCAUCAAGGCCGAGCUGCGCAAGUACCAGCAGGAUGGCGUGAACUGGCUUUCUUUCCUGAACAAAUACAAACUCCAUGGCAUCCUGUGUGACGACAUGGGUCUGGGCAAAACCUUGCAGUCCAUCUGUAUCCUGGCAGGAGAUCACUACCUCAGGGCGCAGGAAUACUCAAAGACCAAAGCGUCCGACUGCAGCCCCAUGCCCUCCAUCGUAGUCUGCCCCCCGACGCUCACGGGACACUGGGUAGAUGAGGUUGGAAAGUUCUGCUCCAGAGAGUUCCUCAAUCCCCUGCACUACACCGGCCCUCCCACAGAACGCAUGCGGUUGCAGCAUUUGGUGAAAAAACACAAUCUCGUAGUUGCCUCUUAUGAUGUUGUUCGAAAUGACAUUGACUUCUUCAAGAAUAUAAAGUUUAAUUACUGUAUCCUUGAUGAGGGACAUGUGAUCAAAAAUGGGAAAACUAAACUCUCCAAAGCCAUUAAGCAGUUAGCAGCAAACUUCAGACUCAUUCUGUCUGGAACGCCAAUCCAGAAUAAUGUGCUAGAGCUGUGGUCAUUGUUUGACUUCCUGAUGCCCGGUUUCCUUGGCACUGAACGUCAGUUUGCGGCGCGCUAUGGAAAACCGAUCCUCGCUAGUCGGGAUGCGAAGAGUUCAUCUCGUGAGCAGGAGGCAGGUGUUUUGGCGAUGGAGGCUCUUCACAGACAGGUUUUACCGUUCCUUUUGAGGAGAAUGAAGGAGGACGUGCUUCAAGAUCUGCCUCCCAAAAUAAUCCAGGACUAUUACUGCAACCUCAGCCCACUGCAGGUUCAGCUGUACGAGGACUUUGCUAAAUCUCGAGCCAAAGCCAGUGUAGACGACAGCAUUUCUGUGUCUGUGGCAGAGGAGGAGGAUAAGCCCAAACUCAAGGCAACAGGACAUGUGUUCCAGGCUCUCCAGUAUCUGAGGAAGCUGUGUAACCAUCCCAGUCUGGUGCUGACAGCUCAACAUCCCGAGUUUAAACGCAUCACGGAGCAGCUGGCCUCGCAUAACUCAAAUUUACGAGACAUUCAACACGCACCUAAACUAUCUGCACUUAAACAGCUGUUACUGGACUGUGGUCUGGGUGGAGGAGGCUCCUCUGAGGGGGGCACAGAGUCUGUAGUGGCCCAACACAGAGUCCUGAUCUUCUGUCAGCUCAAAAGCAUGUUGGAUAUUGUGGAACACGACCUGCUGAAGCCCAAACUGCCCACAGUCACAUACCUCAGACUGGACGGGAGCGUACCGGCCGGGCUCAGACACUCCAUCGUCUCCAGGUUUAAUAACGACCCCUCCAUAGACGUGCUGCUCCUCACCACUCAUGUUGGAGGUCUGGGUCUUAAUCUGACCGGAGCCGACACUGUAGUGUUUGUGGAGCAUGACUGGAACCCCAUGAGAGACCUGCAGGCCAUGGACCGUGCUCACAGGAUCGGACAGAAACGUGUGGUGAACGUGUACCGCCUCAUCACUCGUGGGACUCUGGAGGAGAAGAUCAUGGGUCUGCAGAAGUUUAAAAUGAGCAUCGCCAACACAGUGAUCAGUCAGGACAACGCCAGUCUGCAGAGCAUGGGCACCGACCAAUUGCUCAACCUCUUCACUCUGGACAAGGAUGAAAAAGUUGAAAAGGCCGAGCCCUGCCCUUCAACCUCAGGGAAGUCCUCCAUGAAAACAGUUUUGGACGGUUUGGGUGAACUUUGGGACCAGCAACAAUACGACACUGAAUAUAACCUGGAUAGCUUCAUGCACUCUCUACAAUAACAGCCCCUUCACCUGUCCACCUGCCCCCACCCGUCCCCACCCAUUCACUCAAAUACUCACCCCAUGUAACAUUAUGGACCAAGCCGGACCUGGUCAAAACCUGUAUACAACUACUGCUGCUACUUUUUACUCUAUUUCCUAUUAGUGAUAUGUGCGCUCAAGCAAUACCGCAAAUGGACAUGCUAACUUAAGGCUUACUAUCUAAGUAAUGGUAUAUUUCUCACCUAAUAUAAUCUAAUAGUUUCACCACACAGUGUUAAAUCCCUUCCUAAACUACUUUCCGUUCUUAAGUCUUAAUGAAUUGCUAUACUGGUAAUAUAUUCUCUCAAAGGGAAAUUGUGGACUUCAUAGGACAAAUGCUUUCGUUGUCAAUCUGUGAUUAGCACCAAAGACUCCAGGUGGCGUUAUAAUGCGGAGACUCGGUGUCAUUCAAGCCUCUUUGAUAGGAAGUUGUUGUGAAAAUUGAGUACUUUUUAAGUGGAGAUCUGCACUUAAAGCAGCAUCAGACUGAAAUCCAGAAAAGUGUUUUAAAAAGAAAAAAAAUAGACAAAUUGUACAUAUUUCUGUAGCUGCUGCAUUUGUUUAAGAUUGUG
This is a messenger RNA of Periophthalmus magnuspinnatus, 3361 nucleotides long. Its product is annotated as TATA-binding protein-associated factor 172-like. Gene Ontology annotation, molecular function: ATP binding; ATP hydrolysis activity; TBP-class protein binding. Lineage: Eukaryota; Metazoa; Chordata; Actinopteri; Gobiiformes; Gobiidae. The record is from RefSeq and is a predicted model, not a curated record. Bases 96 to 2768 code for a protein of 890 amino acids. The transcript is spliced from 19 exons.